Alligator mississippiensis (American alligator) is the source of this 15924-nucleotide messenger RNA. RefSeq names its product neurobeachin like 1 (gene NBEAL1). Gene Ontology annotation, molecular function: protein kinase binding. The transcript has 56 exons. The record is from RefSeq and is a predicted model, not a curated record. Lineage: Eukaryota; Metazoa; Chordata; Crocodylia; Alligatoridae. Gene Ontology annotation, cellular component: membrane; cytosol. Bases 611 to 8782 code for a protein of 2723 amino acids. Gene Ontology annotation, biological process: intracellular protein localization.
UGGGCCCUGGGGCGGCGGCGGCGGCGGCAGCAGCAGCAGCAGCAGCAGCAGCAGCAGCUGCGCGGACAGGGCUCCCGCACGCGCCCGGUGAAUCAUCCCCAUUCAUCUUGCCUCGUCCCUGUGCUGCCGAGGCCGCUUCUUCCCGGCCCGGGGCUGGGUUUGGAGGAAUCUCCCGUUUCAUCUGACAUGCGUCCUGGUGCGGCGCAGGCAGACUCCUGAGGGUCCUGUCUGACAGGGGAGGAUGGUCUCCGUGUAGAAACCACCCGCGACCUCAGGAGCUACUGGGUUGUUUUUCUGUGUCUUCCAUUGUAACACUGAAGGGAUUUCUUUCUCUUUUUUUUUUUUUUUUGGACUUUGAGAUGAACACUAAGGUGCCAUCGAUCAUCGAGGAAAAGGGCCGUGCCCAGUAGUCGCCUUUAACUGUUUGAGCUGUGCGACGUUUAUUUUACCCGGGGAAGAGUCUGAGACCAUUUGCUUUCAUCCUUGAUUUCUGGUUUCCCUGGGUUAUGGUAACGUUUGACUAUAAAACAAAAUCGUACAAAGGGACCUUGGAUUAUAGCUGAGCAUGGUAGGAUCUUGAACUCGUGUUGGAAACAGAAGAGGUAAAGGAAUGGCAUCCAGAGAGCGGCUCUAUGAACUUUGGAUGCUUUAUUGCAACAAGAAAGACCCAGAUUACUUGAAGCUCUGGUUGGACAGUUUUGUUUCUAGCUAUGAACAGUUUCUGGAUGUGGACUUUGAGAAGCUUCCCACUAGGGUAGAUGACGUUCCUCCGGGAAUAUCGCUACUUCCUGAUAACAUUCUCCAGGUCCUGAGGCUCCAGCUGCUACAAUGUGUCCAAAAAAUGUCAGAUGGACUAGAGGAGCAGCAACAAGCUCUGUCGCUUUUGCUUGUCAAAUUCUUCAUCAUCCUUUGCAGAAAUUUGGCUAAUGUGGAGGAGAUUGGCAUGUGCUCCUACAUAAACCAUGUCAUCACGAUGACUACUCUGUAUAUUCAGCAGUUAAAAAGUAAAACAAAAGAGAAAGAAGUGGCAGAUCAAACACCUAUAGAAGAAUUUGUAAGACAUGCACUGGCUUUUUGUGAAAGUCUCUAUGAUCCAUAUCGAAAUUGGAGACAGAGAAUUGCAGGACGAAUUCUUAGUAAUGUUGAAAAGAGCAGACAGAAGUAUAAACCAGCCUCUCUUACUGUGGAGUUUGUCCCUUUCUUUUACCAAUGCUUUCAAGAAAGUGAGCAUCUUAAGGAAAGUCUUAAAUGCUGUCUGCUACAUCUCUUUGGAGCCAUUGUGGCUGGUGGACAGAGAAAUGCUCUUCAGGCGAUAUCUCCUGCCACCAUGGAAGUCUUGAUGCGUGUUUUGGCAGACUGUGAUACCUGGGAUGAUAGGAACCCUGAGGAAGUGAAUAGGAAGGCAGAACUGACUCUUAAGUGCCUGACAGAAGUAGUGCAUAUCCUUCUGACCAGCAGUUCAGACCAGCGACAAGUGGAGACCAGUAGCAUAUUGGAGAACUAUUUCAAAUUACUUAAUUCAGACCAUUCAGCUUUGCCUAACCCAAGAAGAUCUAGACAGUGGGAGAGCAGAUUUAUAGCACUACAGAUCCAAAUGCUCAACACCAUCACAGCCAUGUUAGAUUGCACAGACAGGCCUGUUCUGCAGGCAAUUUUCCUUAACAGCAAUUGCUUUGAGCAUCUCAUCCGCCUCCUGCAGAACUGCAAGCUGUUUUUAAAUGCUAACAAUAAAGUGGCAGACAAGAGUGAAAAAGACCUUGCCAACAAAUUACUGACAGAAAUGACUGAGGACCAGGUGUUUCAGGGGCAGCUAGACUGCUUGGCAGUUUCUACCAUUCAAGCCCUUACAGCAGUAAUGCACAAAUCUCCGGCUGCUAAGGAGGUCUUUAAAGAACGGAUUGGUUAUGCACAUUUAUAUGAGGUACUCAAAUCUCUGGGUCAGCCCUCACGGGAGUUGCUGGAAGAACUUAUGAAUAUGGCUGUUGAAGGUGACCACAUGUCUGUUGGACUGUUGGGCAUUAGUAAUGUCCAGCCCUUACUGCUGCUAAUCCAGUGGCUUCCAGAACUAGAGUCACAUGACCUGCAGAUCUUCAUCUCAAAUUGGUUGAGGCGAAUCUGCUGUAUUAACAGGCAGAGCCGUGCAACAUGUGUCAAUGCAAACAUGGUCACCCGCAUCAUUGAGACGUUAAACUUCCACUCUGCCCUCCAUUGCACUCUUGCUGAGAACAUGAUUGCCCUUCUAGGGUCUUUGGGGAGUCAGUCAAUGAGCUCUGAAGAACUGCUUCAACUAAUACAACUCCUGAGGACUGAUGAACCAAAAGAGCCUCACCCUUAUGUCAUCCCUGUGAUGCGUGCAAUUCUGGCAAUGGCUCGGAAGCAGGGCCUGGACAGUGCCUUGCAAUAUUUUGACUUAUCCCAUAGCAUGGCAGGAAUUGCUGUGCCACCUAUUCAUAAAUGGCCAGGCUCUGCCUUUUCUUUCAAUGUUUGGCUAUGUCUCGAUCAGGACCAAGCAAUUCCUGGCCUCAGCAGCAAGGGUGGCAAGAGGAAGCAACUGUACAGCUUUUUUACAGGAAGUGGAAUGGGGUUUGAGGCCUUUAUUACCUACUCUGGAGUGCUGGUGGUUGCUGUUUGCACAAAGCGAGAAUAUGCAACAGUGAUGCUACCAGACCAUUGUUUUUGUGACUCUCUCUGGCACAAUAUAACUAUUGUUCAUGUGCCUGGAAAAAGGCCCUUUGGUCAAAGCCUUGUCUACAUUUAUGUCAAUGGACAGCAGAAGGUAUCUGCCCCACUCAGAUUUCCUGCAAUGAAUGAACCAUUUACUUCUUGUUGCAUUGGUUCAGCUGGUCAGAGGACAACUACUCCACCUCCAUCUCAAAUACCAGACCCACCUUUCUCCUCUCCUAUUCUGCCUCAUCGAACAUCACUAGGUGGGAUUCUUUCCCCAGCAAGCUGGGGUGGGCUACUUACAAAACCAGAGUUGAUCACCAAGAUGAUCUCAGCAGGAACCCAGGAUAGUGAAUGGGGAUGUCCAACAUCUCUGGAGGGCCAGCUUGGGUCAGUUAUCAUCUUCCAUGAAGCACUCCAACCCUCUCAGGUGAAAGCAUUAUAUUUAGCAGGUCCAAACUGCUUGACUCCAUGGAAAUCCCAAGAGUCUGAAGUAGCAGAUCUGCUCAGUAAAGUGCUCCUUCACUAUAUACCCAAGGCCUGCAGAACUCCAAUCUGCCUUGACCUGUCCACAAAUCUUUUACAUGGAAGGUUAACUGGAAACAAAGUAGUGAACUGGGAUAUCAAGGAUAUGAUAAAUUGUAUCGGUGGAUUAAAUGUGUUUUUUCCACUGCUGGAGCAGAUCAGCUUUCUCAGUGGACAGGUUCCUGAGAGGUCUGAUGGGACCACUAUACCUCCAGAACUGCUGACUCCUAUUGAAGGAGACUGGGUAGUAUUAACUUCCACCAAGGCUUCAGAGGCUCGCCUGGAAAAGAAUAUUGUUGCAACUUUCAUCUUGAUGAUAAAACACUUUAUCCAAAGGCAUCCUAUUAAUCAAGAAAAUCUCAUUCACUCCCAUGGAGUUGCUACCCUAGGAGCCUUGUUACAGAAGGUGCCAAGGAACUUGAUGGAUGUGAAUGUAUUGGUGGCUGUGCAGUUAUUGAUUGAACAAGUCUCUGUAGAAAAAAAUGUGCAACUCUUGCAACAGAUGUAUCAACACUUACUCUUUGACUUCAGUAUCUGGAACCAUGGAGACUUCCCUUUCCGAAUUGGACAUAUACAAUACCUUUCCACGACUAUCAAAGAUAGUAGGAGGUUCUUCAGAAAGAAGUAUGGAGUGCAGUUCCUACUUGACACACUUAGGAUUUAUUAUGGAAGUGGCUACGAAGACAGUGACUUGGCUCCAGAUGACCUCAGAACAAUACGUACAUCCCUCUUUGGACUGAUUAAGUAUUUCUUAAGCAAAGGUGGGGCACAUGAGGAAAUACAGAGCAUCAUGGGAUACAUAGCUGCCACUAAUGAAGAGGAACAACUUUGUGGUAUUCUGGAUGUUCUUUUCAGCCUACUUCAUACCAGCCCAAACCCAGACCAGCUUUUUUUGUUGCUUUUUGAACCAGGAAAUGCUGACAUCCUGUAUGCUUUGUUAUUGAACCAGAGAUAUACUGAUAAGCUAAGGGAAUUUGUAUUCAAGAUUGUAGAGCAGAUGCUGAAAUGUACUAAAGUUUAUGAACGGAGUAAACAACGUUUGAGACUCAGAGAAGUGGGAUAUUCUGGACUGGGUCUGCUUCUGAAUGAUUCGCCGGUUACCAUUUCUCUCAUUAAAAAUCUUCUCAACCAAGUUCUAUAUGCAGAUCCUGUUGUGAGUUAUAGAGACCUAAUAGCUGUAGUACACCUGGGUCAUAGAGCAGAUGUAAAUGUCAGAGUGGCCAUCUGCAGAAAGGUGUUACAUCUUUUGCAUUACCAGCUGGAUGCAGCACAACAGAUUGGUCAGCAGUUGGGCUGGCAGGACACGUUGGUUAGACUGUUCCUAAAAGAGAACUCUGAUAUCAAGCACGGCAUUAGAGAGAGCAGGGCUGAUUCCACAAAGGAAGAUGAAAGAAAAUUUUCUGCUGAAGAGCUUCGGAAACACUAUGCUGACAAGGCAGAGGGGGAGAAAUCUGGUGGUUUUGCCUCGGUUAAUGGUUCAUGUGAUCAGUGGAGUUUGGAAGAUGGCAGAUCUGUAGAUGCUGCUGCUCCUUUUUCUGGGACACUGCUGGAGGAUACCUCUGUGGCUGAGAUGUCUUUUAGGACAGAGGACCAAGAAGAGUUAUGGCACAGUAAUACUUCACACUUGAGUUUAGAUUUGUCCCUUGUUGACUCCUAUGUACUGGGUGAUGGUGGGAAUCAAAUGACAGACAGCUUACCCAGCACACCAUCACCUGUGGAGAACUCUAAACCUUUCUCUGGUCAGCCUGAUAAAGAAUCAAGCACUCUAAAUGAUAUGGGCUUCAACCUUGAUCUUUCUUUAUUUGAAUACCAAGGAGGAUCUGAAGAUGACCUCACACAAUUGCUCACAGAUAGUUUGCUCUGUGUAAUGUGGAAAGGUCUAGAAAAGUCUGAUGAUGCUGCCUGGAUUGAGAGGGGACAGGUGUUUUCUGCAUUGACCAAGCUGGGGAUAUCCAAUGAGUUGCUGCGACCUUCAGAUGAAAUAAAACUCAACUUGCUAGAGAAGAUGCUGGAAUGGGCAGUCACUGAUAACAGAGAUGCAAAAGCUCUCCUAACACACGCUGAAAAUGCUUUUCGGCUCCUGCUCAUUGUACAGGAUUUUUUACAGGCAGAAGGGCUAGUCAAUUCCAACUUGUGGACGGAGAAGCUCUUGGAAGAGCUGGUGACUCUGAUGGAUGACCUGUCAGUUUGGUACCCCGAUGGCCCGGAAUCAAUCAAACUCUCCCAAGUGCAGGUGCAGUUGCUCCUUGGAUUCAUUGGACAAGAUAAUUUACAGGUUUGUGCUAUGGCAGCAGCUAAGCUAAACACCCUCCUUCAAACCAAAGUAAUUGAGAGUCAAACUGAGGCAUGCUACCUGCUGGGCAAGCUGGAAGGCAUUCUGAGUAGAUCAAUCAAAGAGAAGACAGAAACAUACUCAUUCCUGAUUCCUCUGGUUCGAACACUGGUAUCCAAAAUUUACCAACUUCUUUUUAUGAACCUGCAUCUACCUUCGUUGCCUUCUGCCAAUGGCAGCCCUUCUUUCUUUGAGGAUUUCCAAGAGUAUUGCAGCUCUAGUGAAUGGCAAAUUUAUAUUGAUAAAUAUAUUAUUCCAUACAUGAAACAGUAUGAAGACAAUACGUUCAGAGAGGGCCGUGAGCAUAUGGCACUUUAUUGGAAGGACUGUUAUGAGGCUUUAAUGGUGAAUAUGCAUAAGCGAGACCGAGAGAGGGGAGAAAGCAAGCUGAAAUUUCAGGAGUAUUUUGUGGAGCCAUUUAACCGAAGGGCUCGCCAGGAAAAUCUGCGUUACAACAGCACACUAAAACAACUUAAUAGUCAGCGGACAGCUAUACUGAGACAGUGGAGAGCAGCACAACUUUACCUCACUUGUGAAAGGGGCCCAUGGGCCGAAAGGAAAGAGAGUCCUAUGCAUUGGAAACUUUCAAAUGUGGAAAAUUACUCGCGUAUGAGGCUAAAACUAGUGCAGAAUUACAGCUUCAACUCCCAUCAAGAGGCCAGUGCCCUAAGGGACAAUCUAGGAGUACAUCAGACACAGCCAGCUAGCGAGUCUCUGCUUCUGGAAGUGGUAAAGCAGGUGAAAGUCAGUGACAUGGAGGAUGAUGUCCUUGAAUUGCCAGAAGAAGACACAGCAGCCAGUAUAAACAAGGAUGAGAAGGAGGAGCAAAGCCAGAAAGAAAAGUUAGUAUUGUCUGAAGACUGUGAACUUGUUACAGUAAUUGAUUUAAUACCUGGAAGACUGGAGGUAACUACUCAGCACAUAUGUUUUUUUGAUGGUAGCAUUGAAAAAGAAGGGGUAGGUUAUGAUUUCAAAUGGGCUCUUUCUCAAAUUCGAGAGAUACACUUGCGUCGUUACAACUUGAGGAGGUCAGCUUUGGAGAUCUUUCUUACUGAUCAGACCAACUACUUCCUUAACUUCAAUAAGGAGGUGAGAAACAAAGUAUACAGUCGAAUUUUGUCACUUCGCUCUCCAAAUAUUUAUGGGACCAGGUCUCCUCAGGAACAGUUUAAAGCUUCAGACUUGAUGCAGAAAUGGGUGAACAGAGAAAUAUCUAACUUUGACUACCUCAUUCAACUGAAUACUAUGGCAGGACGAACUUACAAUGACCUUGCACAAUAUCCAGUGUUUCCCUGGGUCCUUAGAGAUUAUACUUCAGAAGAGUUGGACCUGAAUAAUCCUGCUGUUUUCAGAGAUCUGUCCAAGCCCAUUGGGGUAGUGAAUGAAAAGAAUGCUAAAGCUGUGAAAGAAAAAUACGAGAAUUUUGAAGAUCCUCUUGGGAUUAUUGACAAAUUUCACUAUGGUACACACUAUUCAAAUGCUGCUGGUGUGAUGCAUUACCUCAUUCGGGUAGAACCUUUUACCACACUUCAUAUCCAGCUUCAGAGUGGCAGGUUUGAUUGUGCAGACCGGCAGUUCCAUUCCAUUCCUGCUAUGUGGCAGGCUCUCAUGGACAACCCAAAUGAUGUGAAGGAGCUUAUUCCAGAGUUCUUCUGCUUCCCAGAGUUUUUACAGAAUCAAAAUGGUUUUAACUUGGGUCAGUUACAGAUCUCCAGAGAAGUAGUGAAUGAUGUUAUUCUCCCCAAAUGGGCCCAUUCACCUGAAGAUUUCAUUUGUAAACACAGGAAGGCACUGGAGUCUGAGUACAUCUCUGCUCAUCUCCAUGAAUGGAUAGAUCUAAUUUUUGGCUACAAGCAGAGGGGACCAGCUGCAGUGGAGGCACUCAAUGUAUUCUAUUAUUGUAGUUAUGAAGGAGCUGUGGAUUUGGAUGCUUUAACAGAUGAGAAAGAAAGGAAAGCCUUAGAAGGGAUGAUUAACAAUUUUGGACAAACACCCUGUCAGCUGCUAAAGGAACCUCAUCCUCCUAGAUUAUCUGCGGAAGAAGUGGUGCAGAAGCUGACCAAAAGUGAUACUGCCACCCUGAAUCUUUUCCAGCAUCUCCCUGAGCUUAAGUCAUUUUUCAUUGAGGGAAUCAGUGAUGGUGUUCCCAUUGUGAAGGCGGCUGUCCCUAGAAACCAGUCACGUUCCUUUAUGUCUCAGGGGAGCCCAGAGAUCUUGGUAACUGUAAGCCUGAAUUACAUUGUUGGAACCCAUGGGUGGCUACCUUAUGAUAGAAAUAUCUCUAACUAUUUUACAUUUCUCAAAGAUACAACUGUGACAAACCCUAAAACCCAGCGUAGCAUGAGUGGCCCUUUUGCUCCAGGGCUAGAGAUCACCUCCAAACUAUUUGCAGUGUCCCAUGAUGCAAAGUUGCUGUUUAGUGGAGGACAUUGGGACAAUAGUAUCAGAGUGACAUCGCUUACAAAAGGCAAACUGAUAGGACAGCAUAUCAGACACAUGGAUAUUGUGACCUGCUUGGCUAUAGAUUUCUGUGGGAUCCAUUUAAUUUCUGGUUCCAGAGACACUACAUGUAUGAUAUGGCAAAUAAUUCAACAGGGAGGAGUUCCUAUAGGCCUCGCACCUAAACCCUUACAGAUUCUCUAUGGACAUACAGAUGAGGUACUGAGUGUUGGCAUCAGCACUGAACUGGACAUGGUGGUGUCAGGAGGCAGGGAUGGCACGGUGAUUAUCCAUACUAUUCGCAAGGGUCAAUACAUGAGAACCCUGCGACCACCUUGUGAGAGUUCCCUCCUCCUGACUGUUCCCAACCUGGCAGUGUCCUGGGAAGGACACAUAGUUGUCCACACCAGUAUAGAAGGAAAGACCACUCUCAAGGAUAAGAAUGCAUUACAUCUCUAUUCUGUGAAUGGGAAGUAUUUGGGCUCAGAGAGUCUAAAGGAGGAGCUAUCAGACAUGUGUGUGACUGGUGAAUACAUUGUGACUGGCAGCCUACAGGGAUUCCUCUCCAUCCGAGAUCUCUACAGCCUGAAUCUCAGCAUCUCCCCCUUAGCCAUGAGACUGCCAGUUCACUGCAUUUCAGUUACCAAAGAAUACAGCCACAUCCUUGUGGGCUUGGAGGAUGGCAAGUUGAUUAUCAUUGGUGUUGGCAAGCCAGCUGAGAUGCGCUCAGGUCAGCUUUCCCGAAAGUUGUGGGGAUCAAGCAAACGGCUCAGCCAGAUUUCAUCAGGAGAGACUGAAUAUAACACUCAAGAUUCCAAGUGAUUGCUGCUUCUGUCUUCUCUCGUGGAUCCCAGAAACUUAAAAAAAAAAAUUUAGGUCACUUUAUGCAUAUCUCUCAACUUUGAGUAUUUGAGGGAUUUUUGAUCCUUGAUAGUCAGUUAACGAACAAGCUGUGGUAGAGUUACAGUAAUUUGCUUUCUAUAUACAUGCAAAUUCACCUACAACAUCUUGCAUAAUUUUCUUUCUUUAUCAUUUUAAUUUGGUAACAUAGAGAGUCUCUAGAAAAUUUUUUUCAGAAAACCACCUUUAAUUGGAUAUAAAAGACAAAUGACAUCAGAUACUGGUGAUACAUGCCAGAUGCUCUCCACUUGCUUGGAAAAUAUUAACUAACAUGGAAGGAAAAUAUUUGGUCUUACUUCGGCUUUGUAAGUUCAGGAUAGUGAAGUUAAAGUUCCUUCAAUUACACAUGUUCUAAAAAAAUUGGGACAGUUGAGAGUGUAUGACUUUAAAUAUGCUCCUUAGACCAAUCAACUUGCAGUUUAUUGCUGCAAAUUUAUUAUCAUCUUAUAUAGUGUGCCUCCUGAAGGAAUCCAUUUUAAACUCUUCUGUAAGGAGCACCUUUAUUGCACUACUUUAUUUUCAGAAAUUGCUCAAUUAUAGAAAUGAAUGAUAAUCUCAUAGGAACUGGGAAAUACUUUCUUCAUAACACUUACACUGGCCAACACAGCUUUUUCUUGGGAUUUUGGCAUUUUCAGCAAGGACAUGUUAAUGAAAAGUGUUUCAGUAGUUACUGUUGGGAAAGCCUGAUUUUUAGGGGAAAGGCUUAAUGUUUGUUAGGCAGGGAAGAGGUGAGUGCAUGUGUGAGACCUCAAAAAUAUCAUUCCUUUCCAUCUUUUCAGGAAGGAGGAGUAGUUUAAAAGGAAGAUGUAGAAUUGACUCUUAGUUAUUUUCUUUUCUCAGAGAACCUUUCUUCAGCUCCUGCCACAGCUUUCCUUCUUUUUUUAUGGAAAUGCAUUUGAAUGAAUCUCUUCUAAAUAUUGUCUGCUUUCCCUCCAUGAGUGGGGAGUUGUUGAAUCACCUGAGGGGUCCUAUGAUGUUAUCAUUUCAUUUAAUUCAUUUUUAGUACCGUAUUUGUUGUUAUAAAUGCGAAGUAGCAGCAAUCCUUUUUCCACCAAGGAGGAUAUUUAGAAGACACAUUGGUCUCCUUAAGUCUGCAACUUCUUAUUCUUAAUUUCUUAAAGCAAGUAAAGGUCUUAUGUUGCUUUUAAAGACUUUUUAAUGAUCUUAUUAUGGAAUAUUCUAACACUAAUUUUAUAUUGUUCUGCUUAACCUUUAGUGAAGGAAAUAAGAAAACUGAACAUUAGGGAUCCUGUAGCUUUAACCCAUACAUAACUAAUUAGUGUAGCAGAUCAAAUCUUCUGGAAAGUUCUGGGAAAAAAUAAACAUUUAUUUGGGGCACUUAACAGUUUCUUUUUUUAAUUCCUAAAAAUAAUUUAAAGUAGCCUGUUUUGCAUAUGGUUAGACAAUUUAGAAAUUAAUGUAAUUUUUUUUAGAAGGGGGAGGUUUAUGUCACUCUAACCUAUACACAUACCCACCAGUAUGUUUUGAAAUGAGCUAUAGAUGUAAAGAAAUUCUAAAGGAAAAAUAUUAAUCUAGUCACUGAUUCAGCAACAAUGCCAAGGAUACUCUGAAAGUAUUAAGCACGUAUGUGAAUGUGAAAUAGGUUUGUCUUUGUAAUUUUUAUGAGCAAGGGAUUUUUGAAGAGUUAUUUAGACAGAGAAGUGUAAAAAAAUUACAGGUUUGAAUGUGCGAUUUAUUGUAAAUUGGGGUCAUGUUUUCAAAAAAACUUGUUUUGGGGCAUUGUGUUGAUGUUUUUUCUAAAUGUAUAUUUAAGAGGUUAAAUAUGUAUAUUUGGAUUUAAAAAUAGCAAGGCUAAUUCAGAGUAGCAGAAACAAAAUGGAAAAAUGAAGUCAGUCAUUGGUUUGUAUGAUGCUUAGCCAGAAAACAAGUUUUCAUUGUCAUUUGUGUAAAGGGGUGUGCAUGUGGGUUUGAAUACAUCUGUGUUUGUUUGAGGCAUGUUAUUUAUAAAUUACAAUUUUUGAGUUGAUACCAGAUUUUUAGCAUUUUAACCAAACAAAUGGGGAAACUAGAUCAUGUUAGAAAAAUAACAUAGAUAUGCAAACCCAGAUGCAGACAUGUAUAUCAUAAUGGUAAUUUAAAUACGGAACACUAAUUAAUUGAUUGGGAUACUUCACAAGCAUUUCUUAACUUGCAAACACUAGCUAUCAGUAUAAAUUAAAGCAGCUCGCAGACUGCUGCAACUUGGUGCUAGAUGGCCAACCCUGUACAAAGCAGCAGGAGGAUAACAGGAAUGCAAAGGUGAGCUUAAGCUACUUUUGUAAACACUAGUGACAAGUACUUUGUACAGAUUGGCCAUAGCUGAAGAUCUGGCCCCUUGAAAAUAGAGAGUGAUUAUGAAUACAAAAGUGUCUGUUCUUAUCAUGCCCCACCAGCAGCUGGAUUUCUCAGUCUCUGACCAGUGUCUGUCUGGAAGCAUUCUGCCUUUAUCUUAAACAGUCAACACCUUCCCUAAAAUUUGGCUGUUAAUAAAGAUGUGGUUUAUGACUCUAGUUCAGACUUUAGCUGAUAUUUAUUUCUUGUAUUUUUUAUAGAUUUAAGUAAAACGCUACUUUUCACCUUUUUUGUUGUUGCAUUCUGGCUGAUUUGCUGCCUGGACUAAAUGGUGGAUAGUGGAUUAGUGAACUGCACUUUUUUCCUUUGGUUUCUUAGAUUUUUUUCACUCUUGAAUAGCGUUUUCAGAUUCUACCAGAUUGACUUUUUGGGGUAUAGUAGACAUGUCAGGACUCAGGUUCUCCUUAGCUUUUUUUCUGAGAUUUAUUUAUUUAAUUUUAGGAAGAGUAAUGCUGUGUCAUGAAGCAAUUCUGACCUGUAAUUCAGAUCAGACAUACCUGAAUGCACAGCUGUUCAUAACACUAAGAACAGUUCCAAACCUUUUUUGAGGCAUUCUUGUCUUUUUUUUUUUAAUUCUUUGGAAACCAUGGUUAUAUCUAUAGAAGUUUAAAAAAUAUUAUGGUUACGUAUGAAGUGGACUUGAAAUUAGCAAUAUAAAUAUACAUAUUUAAGCGAAGUGGAAAUUUGUCUUAUUUCUUCUUAACAAUUUAUAAAUGGAAUCAAGUGAUUAGUGAUAUUUUAUCUAUAACUUCUGUUUAACAUAGUCUGAACUUACUUACAAAAGUAUGGUGCUUAGAAAAAAAUUCCAUUUAUUUUUAAUACAAUACAGUGCAUUUGUUAAACUUCUCUCUCAUUAUCAAUUUGUUAUAAGUCUUGGUGGUGGUAAUUUUUGUGUGCUACUCUUAUGUACUGUGGAGAAUCUGUCAUCCAGUCAUCUUUAAGUGUGUGUUUGGAAGAUGACAGCAUUUAGAGUUAAACCCUCAGUGUCAAAGCUAAGAUAUGUGUGGAUUAUUAUGUCAGAGUAUUCUUCAUUUUCAGUGUAUAGUCCUCAUUUUGUGCAACACUUAAGAACUUUAUCCCUUUCAUUAUUCACCUAUAUUUCCAUCACCAGCACCAAAAAAUAUCCCAUUUUAAACUCUUAUUUCUGUUCACAUGUAAAAUGUUUUGCAAAGGGAAGUGCUUAGAAGCCCAUUUGAUUCACGAAGUAUCAUGUUAAAUAUUUCUCUCUGUAAUUGUCUAGACAUUCACUGAAAUCUUUUCAUCAUGGCCUACUUAGGUAAAAACACUAAGAAUAGUUAUUUCAAAACUGACUGACUUUUUUUAAUUGCACAAGGGGUAUUAAGAAUUGACUAUUUUUGUAAGGAGCCUCUUUUGGAAGCUAGAUUUUGUCUUAAAAUAGAGAGCAGAGUUGAAACAAAAAAAAAUGUCCCUACUGUGAAAUAUUAGUCUUUGAAGGAACAGGCAAUUACCUCUGAUUUUCAUUUGUUUUAAGAUGGUUCUGUUGAAACUUUGAUUUUUAUUUUUUUUUAAAUGCACAAAAGGAAGUUAGGUGUGUGACUUCUGCUGGAAGUUAAUGGGAGCUCGUUACUUGACUCCCUUAGACUCCUAAGAAUAUCCCUCCCAUUGAAUGUAUAUGUCCUUACUUGAGAUUGCAAGAAAUAAAAUUGUACCUAUCAUUCAACUGAAGAUUUUUUUUAUCGUGUAGAUUUUUUUUUUUUAGUUUAAGAAGUAUAUGUAUAUAUGACAGCAAUACUGUAGAGAGCUUUAGGGAUUAGGUUACAUUUUAUUUUUCAGGGACUCUUAAAAAUUCUGUUUUUUUUUUUACUAUUAAGUAUACUGUUAUAUGAACAUAAGGCCGGAUCUGAUUAAUACUGUCAGGCAAAGGCUCUAAUUUUAGAAGGCAUUUAAGGAUGUGUAUAAUUUUAGUGGGAAUUAAACAUGUACUUAAGUGCUGCCUUCACUAGGUAUGAUUUUUUUGAACCAGUCGAUAGUGCUUAUUAUUGUGACACCAACUUAGCUGUUCGUGGUUAUAAAUGCUAUACGUGCUAGUGUUCAUGUGAUUGGGCAUGCAGAUUCUGUAAAAAAAAUAAAUCUAAAUGAUCUAAAUCAGGUAUCUUGAACAAAUAUAUAAUCUCAGAUUUGAUUAACAGAAGAUACUAAGUACACUAAAAAAAUUCAAAAUAACCUGCACAAGAUGAGUUAAAAGGAGAGUGAAGAAAUUUGUGAGAGUUGGUGCCCAGAUAAUUUGUACUUCAAAAUACUGCUGUGUGGUAAUAGUGCGAACUGGGCUGUUCUUGACACUACAGCAUUCUUUUUGAAAAUGCAGUUUCAGGUGGCUAUGCAAUGUAACACUUUACAGAUGAAGGUCUGAGCAAAUACCAGUUGGUGAUAAGGGGUUUGAGGGAUGGGUUUUAUGGGUUUGUAUGUGUAGCUUUAAAUUCACACACACCGUUUGAGGCUCAUGAGUUGUGUUCACUAUUACAUGAAGUUCUCCCUUCUUUUUGAUGGUAGUGGUUGCUCAGUAACUGCUUGUGUGCCUAUGGGGCAACUGGAUGCCCACAUCUGACUCCAGUGGAGGUGGUGAAGGUGGAGGGACCUCCCUUCUUCCAUUGUGAGGGACCAAAUUACAAUUGCUGCAUUUCUCACCUCCUCUGAUAAACCUUAUAAGUGCACACUCCAAAUAUGGGGAGCUUUGUCCCUUGGAAAGCAAGUAUGCUGUGUAUUGCUAGCAAAUUAUGGUUGUCCCCCAAACCAAGCACAUUUCCUUCUAAGCACCUGAUAAACCUCAGGAGAUGAGAGUAUGGAAAUGCCAGUUGGACCCAUUAACUGACCGUGCAGAAUUUCAGCUUAAAUGGGGAGAGUGCUUUGUGCAGUUUAAAUUUUAAUGAAUCAAGGGUCAGGGUUUCCACUUACUAUCAUGGAAAAUGAUUCCACAGUGUGAAACUUGUGGUUGUAGAAUUAUUUCUGAUACUUAAUUUAAAGUUUUAUUUAUUCAAUGUCAUCUCAUCUCUCCUGGUUGUACCCCUUUGAAAUAGUGGAGACCUUUUCUCUCUCUGUUUUGGCAUAAGCUGUUCAGAGAUGGUAUUUUAUCACCAUCUAGGCAAGCUGCUCAUGUAUAUUUCAGUCUCUCUUCAUAAUCCAUUUCCUCCAGCUCUGUUAGUCAUUGCUGCUUCUCUUAAACAUUUCUGGAGCUCAGAUGUUAUGUUCUGGUUAUAGCACUACUUCUAGCAUUAUAGAAAGAGAUUAUUGUCUUCCUGAUGCCAGGAAGUCUUACUGGCUUUUAGUACUGCAAUUCCAUAACUUAUCUGCUAUCCACUAUUACUUGCCAGGCAGUAUGACAAAAGAGAAGGUAGUCUUCUGCUCCAUUACUCUGUAGUAUUUAAGAUAAUAUACACUCUGCAGCUUCCAUUUUUAAACUAAGAAACUGUUACAGCAAAAAUGCAACAUGAAAUAUCCAACAUCUGCUAGGCAGGGGGUAGGGAGCAGGCAGGGUGGUCAGAAGCCAAUCUUGUAUGUAAUUGUGGUAUCUAACUGACUUCCUAUAUUUUUUUUACUUUUCAAAGCAGCCAUAAUGUGUCUAGAAACAAACAUUUGAGACCAGGUUGCCCUCAAACAUCUAAAUAGCAGUAUUGUCUUUAAUGGUUAACAGCCAGGCAUGAUCAGUGGUGAGCAAGGCUAAAGGAAGUAGUUAAAAAACACUUGAGCAAUGGAGAGUUGGUUCAUGGGUUCUGACCUUGCAAGAAGCCUGGUGUAACCAGACAGAGCUUGCUAUGGGAUUUGGGCUAUAGUGGGUGGAUCUACAAAUUAAUUAAUGCACCUUAGAUACUGUGCAUUUAGUUUAAUACUUCCUUAAUAGAAUACCAACUAAAUGCGCAGUACGUAGUUACUACACAGUAGUGCCAGCGCAUGGUUAUUUAGUGAUGCUUACUGUACAUUAGCCUAAUACCACUAUGCAGUAGGCUAUUAGCACAGUUUUGGCCAUGACAUGAUACUUACAGCACAGUGUUAUUAGGCUAAUGUGCAGUAAGUGUCUUGUGUAGACAUGCCCAGUUCCUACAAAACUAUCGCUUUCUUUAAUCAAAUGCUUCAAGAUUGUGCUGCUGCUCCCUAAAACAAAGCUUUCUUAAUGGUUCUAGGGUAAGAAGUGAGACUCUUUAGAUUAUGCCUCAGUACUUGUUCAAAUCACAGACUUACAGUGGAAACAGAAUACUAAGCCUUACUUAUAGUGUGAUAAUUAACUACAUACAUUUUAUAGUAAUUCUUAUAAUUGUGCAAUUAGGUGAUUACAAAUGGAUUUCAUGCCAAAAAUGCCUUUAUAUAUAAAGUCCAACAAAUUUUAGUUAUGAGUGUUGAAUACAUCUAGUUUCAAGUAAGAGCCUUCAAGCACUGUUAGUAACUUGCUGUUAGUCCUCUGUGCAAUAACUUCUUCCCUUCUGGGUGCUUUAAAGAUUAAGUAUAUAUUGUUUGUCUUUCUUGAAUGUUUGUUUGUUCUGUUCAGGUGGAUAAGUUCUAAUAAUUUUAAGUGUGUGUGUAUAUUGGCUAAUGAUGGAUUUGUUUCUGUACAGCAUGACAAGAUGUUUUAAAAUUUUGCACUUUUCUAGUAUUUGCAAGUUUGUAAUCUAACGAUUUUUAAAAAGCACACUUUUGUACAUAAUUAUUAAAUUAGCUUUGUAUAUAAUUUGGGUCUGGAGCUAAUAAAAGAAAGGAUUGGA